Messenger RNA from Erinaceus europaeus (western European hedgehog), 3522 nucleotides. RefSeq names its product TSR1 ribosome maturation factor (gene TSR1). NCBI's taxonomy places the organism in Eukaryota, Metazoa, Chordata, Mammalia, Eulipotyphla, Erinaceidae. Gene Ontology annotation, molecular function: GTPase activity; GTP binding; U3 snoRNA binding. Gene Ontology annotation, cellular component: preribosome, small subunit precursor; nucleus. Bases 924 to 3332 code for a protein of 802 amino acids. Gene Ontology annotation, biological process: endonucleolytic cleavage of tricistronic rRNA transcript (SSU-rRNA, 5.8S rRNA, LSU-rRNA); maturation of SSU-rRNA from tricistronic rRNA transcript (SSU-rRNA, 5.8S rRNA, LSU-rRNA); ribosome biogenesis. The record is from RefSeq and is a predicted model, not a curated record. The transcript is spliced from 15 exons.
GGCCGAGGGAAAAGUCGCUCGCAUGGGAGUUGGCAUCGUGGGCGCCAGGUGCCUCCGUAUUGCCCAGCAGGAAGGGCGGGGGCCCCCCGUCCCUGGCCGCAGGGAAGCCAGUGUUCGUCCGUAGGCGGGAAGGCAGGCAGGGGCCCAUCGUCCCCCGGAACCCCUCUGCCAGCUGCCCGGCGCCCUCCGUUGUGGGGUGUGUGCGGGAGGGGGGCGGGUGAAAGCAGCCUUCCGGGACCAGAGGAGGCCGCGAGGGCCCGAGUGUCAAGACCAGUCUUCCAUCCUUGGGAACCGUCACCCUCCGACUGGCCCUGCCUGUGGGAAGAGGGGACACGGGCUGGAAAAGCGGGGACCAGAGGGGACCCACAGGCAGCCCUAGAAGGUGCGAGAAGAGCCUCCCAUGCUGCACGCGCGUGUAGACUUUCCUUUCCUCGCGAGGGAGUUAAGGGAAUGAAAAGGUGGUUUCAAGCCAUGACACCUGCUGCUGCAGAGGCGAGCGCGGCGAGCGCAAGUCUGGCUGAGGGGAGCGGCUCGGCUCUGAGGUGCGCAUGGAGACUCCCAUUCAGAAGCUUCCUAAGUGGUUGCAACUCGAUAGCACAAAAACAAACGCAAUGAGGAGCAAAACAUCCCUUCUGGAAUAGGCGCCUGAACGGACUCAGGUCUACAUUAGACGUUUUAAAGGCCCCAACCGCAGACCGCGGCGUGAAAACCGGAGCGUGAGGAAACUUCUCCCGCCGCGGUUUUGCAGAGACACUGGCCCCGAGCCCUCCAGAGGUAGUGGGAAGGAUCCUCGCGAGAAGGGACGCGAAACUCCCGCCCCCAACCGCCACGAGAGGACCUGCCCCCCCCCCCCCCGUAGAGGAACCGGAAGCGUGCGUUCCGGGGCCGGAAGUAGUGUUGACUCGGUACACGUGAGCUGCGGAAUGGCGGCUCACCGCUCCGGCCCGCUGAAACAGCAGAAUAAAGCUCAUAAAGGCGGGCGUCAUCGGGGUCGGGGAUCUGCGCAACGGGACGGCAAGGGACGUCUAGCACCGAAAACCCUGACCAAGAAGGUGAGAAAAGACCUCAGCAGAGUAGACCAGAGGCAUCGUGCCAGCCAGCUACGAAAGCAGAAGAAGGAGGCGGUUUUGGCAGAGAAGAGACAGCUGGGCAACAAGGACGGGCCUCCUCAUCAAGUACUGGUGAUACCUCUUCAUGGCAGCAUUUCCCUCCCUGAGGCUUUUCGGCUGUUUCAGGACAGGGACACUGGAACUGUAGUGCAUUUGAAUGAAGGGGGAUGCACUGAUAGCUUUAUGCUGUUAUCCUCGCACUUGAAACAUCGCUGGUGUUUCACAUCUGCAAAACCAGGAGAUUUGCACACUGUGUUAGAUUUGGCUAAAGUGGCUGAUACCAUCCUGUUUCUCCUUGAUCCACUAGAAGGCUGGGACAGCACAGGGGAUUACUGCCUUUCCUGCCUCUUUGCUCAAGGACUUCCUACGUACACACUAGCUGUCCAGGGGGGUUCUGGCCUCCCAGCGAAGAAACAAAUAGAUGCCAGAAAGAAGCUGAGUAAAACAGUAGAAAAGCGCUUUCCUGGUGACAAACUCCUUCUGUUAGACACUCAACAGGAGGCAGGAAUGUUGCUCAGGCAGUUAGCUAACCAAAAGCAGCGACAUCUUGCCUUUCGAGAUCGCCGGGCCUACAUGUUUGCACAUGCUGCUGACUUUGUUCCUAGUGAAGAGAAUAACUUGGUGGGCACCUUGAAAAUCUCAGGCUAUGUUCGUGGGCAGGUUCUGAAUGUCAAUAGCUUGCUGCAUAUCGUUGGACAUGGUGACUUCCAGAUGAAACAAAUAGAUGCACCUGUGGACCCUUUCCCUCUAAAUCCUAGAGUGCUGAAAUCCCAGAAGAACCCAAUGGCAAUGGAGAUCUGUGCUACAGAUGCUGUGACUGAUAUGGAAGAAGACAUUAGGAUCCUGGUAAAGGCAGACCCUGAGAGGCAAGAAUCUUUGCAAACAGAAGUCAUCCCAGACCCAAUGGAAGGGGAGCAGACCUGGCCCACUGAAGAGGAGCUGAGUGAGGCAAAUGACUUCUCGAAGAAAAGACCCAGGGUGGUAAAAAAGGUUCCCAAAGGCACAUCCACUUACCAAGCUGAGUGGAUUUUGGAUGAAGAUGGUGAAAGUGGAGAAGAUGAGUCUGAUGACACAGAACAUGAAGAUUUUAUGGAAGAUGAGUCUCAGGAUGAGAGUGGUGAAGAGGAGGAGGAAGAGGAGUGUGAAACUAUGACUAUAGGGGAAUCUGUGCGCGAUGAUCUUUAUGAUGAAAAAGUGGAUGAGGAGGCUGAGGAAAAAAUGUUGGAGAAAUACAAACAAGAGAGACUGGAAGAGAUGUUUCCAGAUGAAGUAGAUACCCCUCGUGAUGUGGCUGCUAGAAUUCGAUUUCAGAAAUACAGAGGCCUGAAGAGUUUUCGAACAUCUCCGUGGGAUCCUAAAGAGAACCUCCCUCAAGAUUAUGCUAGAAUCUUUCAGUUUCAGAACUUUACCAAUACUCGGAAACGUAUCUUUAAAGAGAUUGAAGAAAUGGAGGUUGAAGGAGCUGAGGUUGGCUGGUAUGUCACACUUCAUGUCUCUGAAGUCCCUGUCUCAGUGUUGGAGCACUUCAAGCAAGGAGUACCCUUAAUUGCAUUUUCUUUACUACCUCAUGAACAGAAGAUGUCAGUACUGAAUAUGGUUGUAAGCCGACACCCUGGCAACACAGAACCUGUGAAAGCCAAAGAGGAGCUCAUCUUCCACUGUGGGUUCAGGCGCUUCCGAGCCUCCCCUUUAUUCUCUCAGCACACUGCAGCGGAUAAGCAUAAAUUUCAGAGGUUCCUGACUGCUGAUAUGGCCCUGGUGGUGACUGUAUAUGCUCCAAUCACCUUUCCCCCUGCAUCUGUACUGCUUUUUAAGCAGAAUAGUAAUGGAAUGCACAGCCUUAUUGCUUCGGGCUAUUUAUUGUCGGUGAAUCCGGACAGAAUGAUAAUCAAAAGGGUUGUUCUGAGUGGUCAUCCUUUUAAAAUUUUUACUAAGAUGGCAGUAGUACGUUACAUGUUCUUCAAUAGAGAUGAUGUGCUGUGGUUUAAACCAGUGGAGCUAAGAACAAAGUGGGGCCGCAGAGGACACAUCAAGGAGCCUUUAGGUACUCAUGGCCACAUGAAAUGCAGUUUUGAUGGAAAGCUAAAGUCUCAGGACACAGUGCUGAUGAACCUCUAUAAACGAGUUUUCCCCAGGUGGACCUAUGACCCAUAUGUACCAGAACCAGUGCCUUGGGUGAGAAAUGAGACUACUUCAGCAGCGCCUCAAGUGGACAUGCAGUAAUGGAUCCAGCCUCAAUGCUGCUGCGAGCAUUCUGGGGAAGACAGCUAGCAGGUUGUAGACAGACAGUUUGUGUUUUCUACUUUAGCCUAGAGGUCUGCUCUCCCUUUUUGCAGAAGGCUUUUUUGGGGGGAGGGGAGUUUUGCCUUGGGGGCCCUGAGAAGAUGUUUAAGUAUGAGUGUUUUUCCUGUUA